Messenger RNA from Micropterus salmoides (largemouth bass), 3471 nucleotides. RefSeq names its product ICOS ligand-like. The record is from RefSeq and is a predicted model, not a curated record. The coding region runs from base 702 to 1481 and encodes 259 amino acids. NCBI's taxonomy places the organism in Eukaryota, Metazoa, Chordata, Actinopteri, Centrarchiformes, Centrarchidae. Gene Ontology annotation, cellular component: external side of plasma membrane. Gene Ontology annotation, biological process: cellular response to lipopolysaccharide; negative regulation of T cell proliferation; T cell costimulation. The transcript has 6 exons.
GAGCACGCGGUCUGGGAUGUGCUAGCCGCCCUGUGACCGUCAACACAGGGUGAAACUGAGGAAGAAGAGCGGCUGGAUCCUGAGUGAUCGGCUGUGGAGUAGCCAACUUAAAACUAACUUCAGCGACCGACAGGAACGCAGACCAUCUCCCUGCUGAAGACAGCUCAUCAGGUAGGCCGUCUGCAUCCCCCGCCAUGCAGUGUGUUAGGCAUUAGUUGUUUUCAAAUGAAGCGUUGGCUAGGUUUACGGAGACAUGUCCACAUCCCUUUUGUGGAUCCUAGUUUCAGUUUCGGCUGAUUUUCUCGCUGUAGACAGGGUCUCUUCCUCUUCAGCUGGUGAAAUGAACAUGAGAAGAAGCUCUGAGUGGUUGGAAAUCCGUCUUAGCAUUUUUGUUGGAUUCCGCGCGUGUGGGUGGUGACGCCGUGUGCCAAAAAGGAUCAUCCGCAGAAAAGUGAUUGCAGUCCGAGGGAGCGCGCGCCGUAUACAAGGAAAUUGGGCAUUAGGCACAACACCUGUUCCUCCGGAACGCAGGACCGGCUCUUUUCACAAGCUGCUGAUUGGUUCUGUGGGGAACUCUCCUUCUGGACAAGAAAACAGAGGGUCAAACACUGGAAGAGUGGUGUCCUCUCCACGUUUGAUGACAGCACAUAACGCUCACAUGCAGAGAUAAACCUGCCAGCCACAAUUUAAUCUACACAGACAUGUCUGGUACAAACCUUGCGAUUUUCCUUCUAUGUGCACCCAUCAUGGGUCAGACAACUGUGCUUCUCAAUGCCCCUGUUGGAGGCUCUGUCCUGAUUCACUGUUACCUACCAGUUCAUCCACUGAAUCUCAGAUGGUUUUACUGGCAGGAGGACCGGUCUGACAACAUUUUGUUCCACUGGGACGCCAUUGGAAAAACAUCUCCAAUAGCUGAUGAAUACAGGAACAGGUGUCACCUCUUCAAUACUGAGUUUACUUCUGGAAAUAUUUCCAUUACACUUGACAAUGUUGUUGUGGGGGAUGACCAGAAAACCUUCUGGGCAUAUGUUAGUUAUGAUAAGCAGAAAAUACAGUCUGAACAAUGGUGCAAAUCUACAUUGCAGGUUUCAGCUCCCUAUCAAGAUCUCAUCCUUACAGUUAACAAGACAGCAAACAGUGCAACCUGCACAGCACAUGGAGGAUACCCUGAACCUCAAGUGUCAUGGUCAGGUCUAAACAAAUCCAGUGCUACACAGCUGGACUUGCAGGGUGCUGAGAUGUCCCUGCAGCAGGAUGCAACAGAGAAAACCUUCUCUGUCAUAACCAGUGUCAGUGUGAAGGAGUUGCAAUCUGUAACCUGCCUCAUCUACAACCCUCACUCCAACGAGAGUCUGAAAAAAACCACAGAGAUUGAGGCUCCUGGUGAGGAUCAGCAGAGGAACCGUUAUGUAUUACUUGUUCUUGUACUUGUACUUGUAAUUGUACUUGUAGUAACUUGUUGGUGCAGAGAAUGUGAGUGAACUUAACAAUAACAAUAGAGAAUAUCUUAUUUGAUAUAUAAAUAUAUCAUCAACUAGUGAAAAAGAAUGAACAACCACUGUUCUUAGCGAAAAAGGAAGGAGAAGCUCAGGUGCCUUUCAAGCAGCCGUGUGCUGAAUGUAGCUCUUCAAUGUCACUUUUUGUGAACUGACCAAGUAGAGUACUGGCACCUGUUUUUUUCCACUUCAAGCACUGACGCUACUGGUACACAGUAAUAGUACGCGCUGGUACUCUGUACUGUGUACCAGUACAUGAAAUGUGGACCACAUGGUAAAGAUUUCAUGUAAAUGUAAUGAUGUUUGUCACACAGAGAUAACUUCCUGCUGCCAGUAGAUGACCCUAUGACAGUGCGUCAAUAUUGGAAUGUACAGUAGAUGGGUUCAGACGUAAAGUUUGGUGCAGAUUUGAGCAUGUACAGUGAAGUUACAACAACUUCCUGUUUCAUAAGUUUUAUGUUUUUGAGCAUGUUUAGGCCACCAAAUAUGCACUUAAUUUGCAGAAAGAAAGAAAGAAAAAAGAAAUCCUUCAGUUUCAAUAGGGUCCUCGCAUGUGCUAUAGGUGUGACACUGUCAGUACUGUGGAGUCACUAUCAAAACCACAAUCAUAUUUAAACAAAAUGUACAUAAAGUCUUGGUGUUUCACCUAAAAUAUAAUAGUGGCUUAGAAUAAAUAAACAGAAGUUACAAAUACAUGUUUUAAAAGUGGUAGUGGACAUAGAGUGGAGUGCUAAAAUGCAUCAGUUACACACAACCAAGGAAAAGUACACUGCUGGCAAUGCCUGGAUCUAUUAGCAUGGAUAAAAAUAAGUCCCCUCCCCCCAGGGCCCACAGUAAACCCACCCCAGCAGCAACGAAUGUAUCUGAGGAGAUUGUUUGAGAUUCCACCUGUGGAUGGUUCUGCAGACUGAGUGACGAAUGAGGACACUACUGCUGAUGAUGUUGCUGCAGAACAGGAAAUACUACUGUUCAGCGACAGCAAGAACAAUGUUGAUGAAACAAACACCUAAUGAAGUGUCACGGACAAAUAAGAGUCACCAGAAUGAAUCAAGCCUGGGAUCAGAACUGUUGCUGUUUGGUCUGGUGGGUUUGAGCAGGUGAAAAAGCUGUUUGUAAAUCUCUGGUACUGAUUAAACAACCCGACCGAAACUGCCUGACAAGGUCCACAUCCAAGCAGACUGGAUCUGUAGAAGGUAUUUAUAUAUUUAUGUAUUUCAUUUGGUAACCAUGGAAACACAUUGACAUAUUAACAUGUGACUGCUGGGAUUUUCUGCAUUCUACUGACAGUUCAUGAAGUCCAUUUAAAAGUGUGUGACAUAGUGGUUCCACAGUGAUUCCUCUGAUAUAUUCCUGUACCAGAUGCCUUCUUUUCAUUCUGUAUCUGUCUGCUUUUCAUCAUUCAACAUCAGAUAAUGCAGUGCUGCUUCCUAUGUAAACAUAUUGAUCUCUGGUGUCAAAUAUUUCAUGGAGAAAUAACUAAUAAGCAUUAAUAGAGUGCAAAACAAUGGAUGAGACUGCUUAAUACACACAAACUAACUCUCUUUCACACCUGUAGUUUCAUUUGGUCUAGACAAGGAAAAAAAGUUUGUUGUCAUUUUGUUCUAGCCCAGUUUGUGUUCACACUGACUUUUUCUAAACCAAGAGAAGUAAAUGAUGUCAUCCCGAAUCAUCACUGCUACGUGGACCCAUGUGGCGAGGUGAUAAUUCAGUGACCAAUGUCUGGAGGUGUGUGUGUGUACAGUAUGUGUGCACACUUUACAGCCCCCCUGCACUCACACCCACCUCAAUUAAUACACACACACACACACGCACAAUGAUUUAUGUGUAAAGUACAGUACACAUUCAUGCUGUAUGUCCAUAAAUAAAGUUUUUAAUCUCGUCUAUGCAUUUUAUUGAACACUGUAUCAAGGUAAUUUACUAUUAUAUAAUACAAGGUUGUACAACAAAUACACAAAUAAAUACAUACAGAACUGGU